Molecule: messenger RNA, 4495 nt
Organism: Lingula anatina
Lineage: Eukaryota; Metazoa; Brachiopoda; Lingulata; Lingulida; Lingulidae
Product: sodium-dependent proline transporter
Biological process (GO): sodium ion transmembrane transport; amino acid import across plasma membrane; nitrogen compound transport
Cellular component (GO): plasma membrane
Molecular function (GO): amino acid:sodium symporter activity
Source: RefSeq, a predicted model, not a curated record
AUUUUACAGCAUUGAAAUAACUCAGUUGCCAGGCUCUUGAAUAUUUGCACAGAAAUGAUGGCGGUAAGAAUUCUUUGUUAAUGCUUUACCCGCUGACAAAUUCUUAAGUAUCUUUUUAAGAGUGAGGCAAUAUGAAGUGAACUGCAUCUGAUUAAAAUGUUUUAGCACUGUUUGUCUUUGCUCUUAGUCUAGGUGGGUGUUUAUUAUUGGUAGGCCUGAUGAGUACUAAAUUGCAUAAUAUGUAACGGUAUCAGUGAUAUUAUAUCUGAAUUUGCGAAGCCGAUGGCAUAUAAUCCUACAUAAAGGCACCACAGCCGAUAAGCUACACGGAGCUCCGAAAAACUCACAUACACCUGUGAGAUAGAAAAUUUGCCGAUCCGUUGAUUUAUAUAACCAGUGUCUUUUAAUAUUUAGUCAAGAAAUUUCUAAUACAUUCGCUCUGAUUUGCGCUGCUACAUAUCAGACAUACAUGUACAUGUAUGUAUGUAUGCAGGUGACAUCCAUACAGCGAAGUGCAAAAGCAAAAGUGAAAAUAUAGAGGCAAAUGACAUCAUUAUGGUAUCUUCGAGGGGAUUUUUUCGGUUAAUACACGUUUCCAAUCAUACUUUCAUACUCACAAUCGAUGCAGGGUAAAUUGAGGUUUGGUUGAGACAGACACACGUUAAGAACAUCAUUUUCUUCUUUUCAAGGUAUUGAACAUGCGUACAUAACGAGCAGGUAAACAUAAUGACAGUUCUUACCCAUGUCACGAUCACAAGCCCCCGUUUGUAGUGGUAAUAUAUUUAUUCUCAGUCUGGCAACCUACCUAAUAUCCCAAGCAUACAGCUCACGGCUGCCAGGUAUAUCGACUUUAAUCGUAUAUAGUCAGAGAAAAAUUGUUUAUAAAUACAAACAUGCCUUAGACGUCUAGGAAGUCUUAGCCCUUAAUCACCGCUUAAUGGCAUUACGCCACGCCGUCCUCCAACAAUGAACACCCACAUUCCUACCGACCAAAACGCUGGUGCACAAGAGACCAAGGAACCCCUGAUCGACGGCCCUGCCGUGGUGGACGCCAAUGGCGAAUGCACGGACCCCGAGAAGACCGAGAAGCUCAGUGUUAUCAGCACUGAGACGUCCACCGCCGCCAGCUUACUGAACGGGAACACUAGCAGCGAGACGAGCCACGAUAGCGAGGAACGAGGCACGUGGGGCCUCCAGGUGGAUUUCUUCCUCUCGUGUGUAGGGUACGCCGUAGGACUGGGGAAUCUGUGGAGAUUUCCCUAUCUCUGUAUCAGAAAUGGAGGAGGCGCGUUCCUGAUCCCAUACUUCAUGUUUAUGUUCCUGUGUGGGAUUCCUCUGUACUUCAUGGAGUUGUCCAUUGGGCAGUUUUCACGCUGUAGCCCCCUUUCCAUAUGGAGCGCUAGCCCGCUAUUUAAAGGCAUUGGCUAUGGGAUGGUGAUCGUUUCUGGAAUAUGCUGCAUCUAUUAUAAUGUCAUCUUGGCCUGGACGCUCUACUUCUUCGGAAUGUCCUUCCAGUCGGAGGUGCCCUGGAAAUCUUGCAACAAUGACUGGAACACGGAAUGGUGUGUGCAAAGAGGCGGUGAGAACAGCACCUUCAACGAAUCCAUCACGGAGUUAACUGUUGAGAACGUCACCAAGAAACUGGUGACUCCGGCUGAGGAGUUUUGGGAGUUUAAUGUCUUGGAGAUUUCUAAGGGAAUUGAACACCCAGGAAGUGUCCGCUGGCAGUUGGUGCUGUGUCUCGCGGGCGCCUGGGUCAUUACAUUCUUGUGUUUGUGUAAGGGAGUGAAAUCAUCGGGAAAGGUUGUAUACGUAACGGCCACCCUGCCUUACCUCAUGCUGACCAUACUUCUGAUCCGUGGCGCCCUGCUCCCGGGGGCUAUCGAUGGAGUGAUCUUCUACCUCAAACCGGACUUCAACAGACUCGCCGACUUUAAGGUAUGGGUUGAAGCAUGCCUACAGAUCUUCUACUCCGUGGGGGUGGCAUGGGGAGGUCUUAUUACCAUGGCUAGUUUCAACCGAUUCCACCACAACUGUUACAGGGAUGCUCUGAUGAUUCCACUUAUAAACUGUGGAACAAGUUUCUACGCAGGGUUUGUGGUGUUCUCUAUCAUUGGUUUUAUGGCAAAGGAAGCCAAUCUGCCAGUGGACAAAGUUAUCACCUCAGGUCCUGGCCUAGUAUUUGUAGCCUACCCUGAGGCCAUAUCCCGCCUGCCAAUGUCCCCUAUCUGGGCAGUUCUCUUCUUUUUGAUGUUGCUGACCAUUGGCUUGGAUACACAGUUUGGUAUGAUGGAGACACUGUCCACAGGUCUCAUAGAAUCUGGUGGUAAAUACCUGAUGAAGAAAAGAAUGCUGUGUACUGCUGGAAUUUGUAUUGUUCUCAUGCUGCUUGGACUUCCCUGUAUUACCAAUGGAGGUGUCUAUGUUUUUCAAGUUCUUGAUUGGUACUCUGCAGCUGUUCCUGUGGCAGUCUUGGCACUCAGUGAAUGCUUGGUGAUAUCAUAUGUCUAUGGUGCGGAGAGACUUUACGGAGACAUAGAAAUGAUGAUUGGAUACAGACCCACGUCGUUGUGGAAAUACUGUUGGUACACAGUUACGCCCCUUUUGCUGGUGAUUUGCCUGAUCACAAGCCUGGUCCUAUAUAAGCCACCAAAAUAUGGUGACUAUGAGUACCCCCUGUGGGCCACUAACAUGGGCUGGUGUUUGGCUGCCCUCCCACUGAUCCCAUUACCAGUGGUGAUGAUUUAUGGUAUUCUCACAACCAAAGGAACCCUCCGUGAGAGAAUUGCACAUCUAAAGAAGCCAACAGAUGUGUGGGAAAGAGCCAGAAAAAAAACUCAAAAUGUGGAUGAGAUGGAAGAAGAUAACUCUAAUGAGCUUAUGGAAAUAAAGUCAUAAUUUUUUUUACCAUCAGCAUGACAUGAAAGCUAUUUUGACACAAAAGACAACAGCUGGCAAAAGAAGACCAAAUAUGAUGAGAAAAUGAGUUUGAUAUCAUUGAGAUUUACCUCCAUUGUGUUUACAUACACAAUGGAUUUUAUUCAAUAUAUAUAUAUAUUUACUCUAAGGGAUUUCCAUCUUAUGAAACCUCUUAACAUAAUUUUUAAAGAUAUUUGGAUUGUUGACAAAUUGGAUUUUAGAACCCUUUUUGUAUUCAAUUUAAAUUUCCUGUGUUUUAGCACUUGAAAUUGUUCUGGAUAUACAUUGUAUAUUACAACCAAAUUGUUUGCUUCUGUAAGUUCAUUUUGUCAGUGCCAAUUACCUUGAAAUCACUGAUAUCAUAUCACUUGAAUUAAUUGUUUUCGUAUAUACAGUGUAUGUAUAUUUUUUUCUUUGACGUAAUACUUAACCACUGUGCUACCAUGCACGUUUUUUUCAUCAGUGCACAAAACAAUUUAAAUCCACUUCAAAUAUUCAAUCACAAAGCAUUCUAUCUUACUCCUGAAUGUCAUAUUGGAAGGUUUGUAUCAAACCAUUGUUUGUAUAAUAGUAAACUGCACAUUUACACAGUGACAGUGCUUCAUAGAGGACCAUUCCACUGGAUCACAUGUACAAUGAAAUAUUUGGGUUGGGCUUCAAUUUGUUCGAAUUUUAAUCAGUUAAAAUUGGGACAGGUUCUCUGAUUAAGAAGUGUUGAAACUAUAUGUGCAUUGUGUAGAAGGGUCACAUGUUUCAGUAUAAAUCUCAGUGGAUGGGUUUUUGGCGCCAAUGAGUAACAUAGUAAUACUAUUUUAUUAGGAGUUUUUAACAAAGUUGGUACAAACAUGUUUUACAUUUUAUACCAGGUUACUGUUAUCAUUGUGAAAUUCAAACAGGAUUGUUCUCAUUAGAUCUCAUCAGCCAUACAACCCAGUGACAGGUUACUAGUACAUUAUAACUGUAAGUGAAGUUUGUUUGGAGUGUAGUUAUGUUUUAAUUGAAAAAAAUGUUUCUUAUCAGGCAAGGGUGAAACCUGCAGCUGGUACCACUGGACAGUGAAAACUACCCAGGAAAUUUUCUAUUCCUGCACAAAGUGAAUGGAAUUUGUCCAUUAUUUCUAAUUUUGGUAUUUGGACUCCAACUCUGAAUAACGUCACCCACAAAGAUUAUGGUGUUAUUUUAUAGAGAAAUACGCAUCUUUUCUGGCAUGCAAGUCAUGGAAAUAAUUUGAGUUAGUAAUUACUGUUAGUUCUUCGUAUCUUUGUUACUACAGUGUCAUUUAAUUUUUCUAAAUUCAAAGGGUACUUUUCUGUAUCCACGGUAUUGUUCAUUUGUCUAAAAUAACUUUUAAAAACCUUCUUAAGGAAGAUAAUCUACUCUAAGAGUUAAGUUUAAAUCAGGAAAUCCUUCAAAUUCAGCCAAAACAAAUUUAACUGCUGGUGAAUAUUGCAAUAUUAAUGACACGUCCAGCUGAACUGGUGUUCCAUCAUCCAGUCCAAGAGUCUGUUAUGUCCUUACAUGUAUGUAUACAAAAACUGUGUUAGUAAAUUCACAAUUCUUUAAUUUAAAUGAAUAA